Molecule: messenger RNA, 1580 nt
Organism: Camelina sativa (false flax)
Lineage: Eukaryota; Viridiplantae; Streptophyta; Magnoliopsida; Brassicales; Brassicaceae
Source: RefSeq, a predicted model, not a curated record
AACGACACGAUCGUGUUUAAAAGAGCCGAAAGGUAGAAACUUUGAGAGUAGUAGCGGCGAGAUCUGUGAGUUUUGAAAGGUUCGAUCUUUCCAGCAAAUUGUGGAGCAUCUCUUUGAUUGAUUGAAUAGUUUUAUCUUCUGUAGAAGAUAGGGUCGGUUUUAUGUAACUUUUGGUAGUAUAUGUGUACAGAUUCAGUAUAUGUUUUAAGUUUCGUUUUAUGGUUUUGAUUGUUAAGUUGCCAAGUGAUGAUUGAAAAUUUUGCGCAAGGGUUUUGAGUUUUGGAUGAUCGGAGGUUACUCUGAUCUGAAUGAACCGUGACAAAAUCAUUUUCUUACAAUACAUUCUGAUGGCAGCUGAUCAAUGUUUAAAUCUAUCAAAUUUAUAUUCGACUUUUUUUAAUUGUUAGUUAGAAGCUUGUUGAAUUAUCGUAUUAUGUUUGGAAAAAUUUCCUGAGGUUUUGAACAUUGAAAUUCUGAGAAACUGUGAGAAGUCAUAAAAAUUGUUCUUUUUUUAUGAUUCAUGCUCUGCAAAUCAUGCUUAAGGGGCUUUUUGAGCUCCUGACGCUUGCUUUAUAUGGUCGAAUAAACUGUUUAAAAAAAUUGGUUUAUCUUUCGUUGUUUUGAUGGUUUGGGUUGCAUGAUAUGGAUAAUGGAUCUAUGAGCUACCAGGACUGUGCUAGAUUCUGGUCCGGACAUAAGUUGCUAUUGAUGUGUGCUGUGGAUUGGAAUUAGUGACUCUGUUGUCUGAAUAAAUCAUUGAAGUCGUUCACUAUUAAGAUCUCAUUUAGUUGCACAUUCUUGAUUUCAUUUUGAGUUUUUAUACCUUCAGCUGGGUGAUAUGAGUUUGUGACCCGCCCCAGAUAUUCAGGGAAUUGUGAACUUGUUUUGAUUCAGUCAUGUUAGAGCUGGGUGAUAUGAGUUUGUGACCAUCCCCAAAUAUGCAUGGAAUUAUGAAAACGCUUUGACUUAGUUAUGUUUUCUGUCUUUAACACUGCAAAACUCGCAUCUUACAUAAACUUUGUUUCAAGGACAAUGAAGCAUGUGGUAAAGAUUUUGAGUCUGUUGGUAGCUGUCUCUGCCUUUUGGAUUGCUCUUUUGCAGGCUGCAAUUAUUCCACGAAGCCAUACAUGGUUGCUACCGAUAUACUUUGUAGUGUCCCUUGGAUGCUAUGGUCUAUUAAUGGUUGGAAUCGGUCUAAUGCAGUUCCCUACCUGUCCUAGAGAAGCAGUUCUAUUGCAGCAUGAUAUUGCUGAGGCAAGACUUUUUAAGCGCUAAUGGAGUAGAUGUAGGAUCGGAUUGACCACUCCCUAAUCAGUGUACUUGUAGUCUUAAAUAGUUCUUGGAAAGAAUUCCCAUUUUCAUUAUACUUCGUUGAUGUCUUUUGAGAAUUGGAAUUUUGUUUGAGUUUAAUAAAAGAUGAUUUUCAGAAUGAAAAUGUAUGAAGUAUCUUAAUGUCAAAAAGAUACAAAGCAUAGGUCUUUUGUAAAUUGUGAAAUCCCACUACAUGGUUUGGAUCAAUCUAACGAAGUAUUACAAGUUUUUGUAAACUAGACUUCUGAAAUGGAAUUUUCGUUUUAAUU